Messenger RNA from Mesorhabditis belari, 684 nucleotides. The record is from the annotation of a GenBank genome assembly. Lineage: Eukaryota; Metazoa; Nematoda; Chromadorea; Rhabditida; Rhabditidae.
AUGAAUCCCCUUCUCUUUCUUCCCAUUCUCUGUUUGGCCAUCGCUCAGGAGGCUCAGCCCACAACAACCCCAUCACCGGCUGAUGACAACGGCCAACCGCUCUCCUACGGCGGAGGACCCAGCUACGCUCAACCGCAAUACGGUCCACCACCAUUCUUCGGCCCGAUCUUCGUCCCACCCAACUAUGACUUGAACUACUGCUCGGUGCACGCCUCGUUCCCAAUGGUCGGUCUUCACCGAAGACAUCAUCACCGUGAUCACUCUCGGGAACACGGCCGUCACCGUCGUCAAGCCUACGGUGGAUACCAGCAAGGAGGAUAUGGAGGUGCAGUUGUAGGAGCUGCGCCCGUGCCAGCUAUUUCGAACUCUCUCUACUCUCCAUCGGCCGCCGCUCAACCAGCCUACGGACAACCGGGAUACGGACAAGCUUCGUAUGCACAGCCCGGCUAUCCAUCGUACUACCCCCAUGCUCGUCAUCGCUACUAUGAGCGUCAUUCGUGCCGCUACACGGCCACAUUCUCUCAGGAGACAUGUCAAACGUGCUGCCGAAUCGCCUCUCGAAAUGCCAACACUGCUGCGAGCGAGAUCACCGGCGCUCUAUUCAACUUCGACCCGGACACCAAGGGAGAUACGAUGCCCAACCCGGAGACGCAAUGCGUGUGCUGUGCCCCAAAGAAGAGCUUC